This is a messenger RNA of Acyrthosiphon pisum (pea aphid), 2316 nucleotides long. RefSeq lists its product as uncharacterized. Lineage: Eukaryota; Metazoa; Arthropoda; Insecta; Hemiptera; Aphididae. The coding region runs from base 610 to 1848 and encodes 412 amino acids. The record is from RefSeq and is a predicted model, not a curated record. The transcript has 2 exons.
UUUUCCGCCGAUAAACAAAAUUAUUAUUUAUCAUCAUGAUCGGUACCCAUAUUAAUAUUAUGGUAUGGGUACGCGUGUUUACGUCUCAUAUUGUACCUAUUAUACCAGCUAUCACGCGGGUCCUAUCCGAACGCAUUGUAAAUCCGAGACAAGACCACUGCGACUGCGUGUCGCGUAGUCGACGGACGAAUUAAUAUUGUUCUGUACGGUCGUGUGCCCACACCUACUUCUGUUCGGUAGAAAUAAUAAUAUUAAUAAUGAUAAUUGUAAUAACAGAUAGGUACGAAUCAAUAAUAACACCAUAAAAUAUAAAAUAAUAGUAUUGUAAUAAUACACCGCCGCAGACGCUAAUAAACGAGACACGAGUCUCCCGCGAAAUAAAAUAUUAUAUCAUUAUAAUAACAUUACACCCACGUCAGUUAUACGCCCUGUGCACAUAUUAUUAUUAUCUAUUGUUAUAAAAUAUGAAUUGAGCUGUGUCGCGCGCUUUUUGGAUUUCUUUUCAUUUUCCGACGUGUGUCUUUAUAAUGCUACUACAACACGUGUAAAUCGGCCUCGCAAAACUGCAGCUACAGACUACUGGAACGGACGGACGAGCGAACCGGUUCGAUGGCCAACCGCAAUGGUGGAAGUAGCUGUAGUUGUAGCGACGAUGAUGACGACGACGACGACGAUGACGAAGAAAAAGACAAAGACGACGACGACAGCGGAUCGUGUUCGAGCUGUUCGACUGCGGAAGCCGACGACAGUGGCUGCGGCGGUGACGGCGUGGCCCGACGGCGGAUGACAUGCGGCAGGAGUACCGCCGCGGCCGCGGCCACGUCGUUUGAUCUUCUGGACGCCCGGCGCCUGCCAGACCUGUUGGACGCCGAGCGACUGGUGGCCGUCCUGGACGGGUGUCUGGAAUCGGAGUACGUGCGAGGCUGCGUGGUCGAAACGUGGGACGCGGUGCUCAGCGAACACCUGGAGGCCAUCGCGCACCUGGUGCUGUACCAGACACCGGAGCACGCCGUCAGCCAGGCCGUGUACGAACAGCUCAUCGGACUGUCCACGUCCCUCCGUCCACCCGCCAACGACGGCCAGCAACAGCAAAGGCGAUCGGCCCGCGUGGACGCGGAACGUGUGUACGGUACGCUCAGGUCGGCGGCCCAAUCGCUGUUGACCACCCGGGUGGACGCGUGCUGCCGGCAGAGCAUGUGCCGGGCCGUUGGGCUGGCCGUGGCCGCGCUCCGGUGCAGCACACGGCCCGUGUUCUCGGUGGAAAACUUCGUGGUCGAGAUCAACGAAGCGGCCAACUUCGCCAACCUGUACUGCACCGGUUAUGCCAAGCGCAUAUGCGCCGCGCUCGAAGGCAUCUACGAUACGGUCAUGGCCGGCGACUACCACCCUACCAACGUCGUGGUCCAGAUGGCCGUCAUGGACAAGUGCAUCAGGGCGGCGGUGCGGACGCUUUCCGACAGCCGGGCGACGGCCGCGCAGAAGACGGCCGCCCAGCGGUCGUUGCUCGCCGAGCUUGACGACGUGGGCGCGACGGUGCGCAUGAAGAACCACGGUUGCGUGGACGACGCGGCCGCCGAAUCGCCACCGCACCAGCUCGCGGUGGCCACAGCGUCGUCCAGGGCCGCCCGGUUCGUCCACUUCACCAUGAGCCCGUGGCGGGCGCCCAUCCGCAUGUACCACCAACAGUCGCCGACCAGCGUGGACCAGGUGCUCAGGGCCACCGUCCGCCUGGUCGAGGCGCUCAUCGCCGAACUGUUCAAGCCGUGCCUGAGCGGCCGGCACCGCCACCGCCGCCACCGUCGCCGCCGCACGUCCAGCAGCCGUCAGCCACACGACAAACAGCUCUAGGGCCGCCCAAAUUUGUAUAUAUAUAUGUAAAUAAAUUUUACCCGUUCCCCGUCAACCUGCCUAUCUCAAUAUUCGAAAAACACGAGUUUUAUUAUUAUUAUAUUUUUAUUAUUAUUAUUGUAAUUAUUGCGUGCACCCACAUUUUAUAUUAUUAAACUUUAGUCUUUUAAUUAUUAUAAUAUUUAUAUAUAAUGUCUAGAUAUAUCAAGGUUUUCGAGGAAGAAAUUGGAGUGCAUACGUAUCGGAUCAAUUUUGAGCGUUCAAGAAGUUACAUGUGAUGUGUACAAGCGAUACGUACCGACCCGUAUCGGACUCAGACUCGAUACGAGGCGGUUCGUAACUAUAUUCCUCAUCGAUGCGUAUCGUAAUUCGUAUUUUUCUUCUCGAAAAUCUUGUUAAUGUGUGUCAGUGUGCUGUACGCCUGUAUAUAAUUAUUGUUAGAUAUUAAAUGGCAAUACGAUUUUAUGA